AUGGACGCAACGCUGCUCGUGGGCGUCGAAGGCACCAGGGCGUGGAGCUGUCCGCAGCGGCGGGUGAUCGUGGGGCCGAUGGUCUUCACCAGCGACUUCGAUAGCGGCAACAUGGGACCGGUCCAACUGGUGACUGAUGCCGAGCAGGAACGAACAUGGCCGGGGGCACCCGGGCACAGGGGAGAUAUCGAGAGUGAGGACUUGCUCUAUACCAUCGACGUGGCCCCCGAUUGCGCCGGCACUCCCCACGCCAACGGCUACCGCAGCUGGUUCUUCUUCGGCCUCUCCGUCGCCGAGCCCAUCGAAAUGGCCAGCUUGGAGGCGAAGGUUCCGGUGGAAGUGCCGGUGGAGAGAGGUGAAGCUCUAGAGGAUGAAGGCGACUCCAAACACGUGACGUGUACGAGCACGUGCUUGGAGGAGGGAAGCCGGAUGAAGGCGGAUGCUGAAGGCUCGAAGUCUACUUCAAGUGAUAGUGCUGCUGGAAAUGAUGCCGAAGAGGAGGAGCCUGCGAAGCCGGAGAUGACCAAGACAGAGCUGCCCCAAGUGAACUGUGAAAUCUCCGUGGUCCUCACGAUCCGCAACUUGAACAAUCACCGGAAGCUCUUUCGUGACGGCUACCGCCCCUGGUGCAAAAUGCCUGGCAAGCCUUGGAGCCGUUUGCCGGACACGCCUCAAUUGGGCUUCGCCAUCGUGGAGGGGGAGGAGAUGGGCAUCCGGUGGAGACAUGAAGCGUCUCGCGGAUCGGGGACCGUUUACUACGCCUUUUGUGCUCCCUACAGCUAUUUGGACUGUCAAGGCCUCUUAGAGGACUUAGAGGACACAUUCAGCAGCUGUCCAUCCUUUUCUUGGCCCGAUGAGGGCCGAGGUGCUCUGAGAAACCUUUCCAAGUCCAUCAAUGAUGACUGGUGGCCGAAGGCAGGCACAGACCUGCUGUUCCGCCGGCAGCUUCUCAAUCGCUCCCUGCAGGGCCGCCGGGUGGACCUGUUGACGGUGAGCAAAGCGAGUGGACUCAAGGCCCGGAGCCGGUGCGGCCGUGCGGGAGCCGAUCGACCGCCCUGUAGGUUGGAGGGUAGGGUGCCGAAGAUGGCCGAGCGGCCCAUCGUUUUUAUCUCUGCACGUGUUCAUCCAGGUGAAACACCUGGACAGUUCGUUUUCCUGGGCAUCCUGCGGUUUCUUCUUUCAGAUGACCCUCGCGCGCGGAGCCUGCGCGAGCGCUUCCAGUUCAAGUUGGUGCCGAUGCUGAACCCCGAUGGCGUGGCCUGUGGCCAUUAUCGGACGAACAGCCUGGGAUUGAAUCUCAAUCGACACUAUGACAAGCCAAGUCCACAUCAGCAUGAAGGCAUUUGGGCGGCGAAGCGGAUCUUAUCCUCCUGGUCCAAGCAGGGCCGCUUGCUCUUCUACCUGGAUUUGCAUGGGCAUGCUUCGAAGCGUGGUUGCUUCCUCUAUGCCAAUCGUAUGGCUGGACCGGGCCAGGGCUGGAAUUCGGGAUUUGCUCGCUUGUGCCAGAUGAACUCGCCUCACUUCGAGUUGGAGCAGUGUGAAUUCGGUGAUGAGGUGGACAAGGAGAUCGAAGGUCGUGAAGGCAAGCGUGGCUCGGGUCGUGUGGCCAUUCAUCGAGACUGCCGGCUUUGCAACGCCUACACCUUGGAAUGCAACUACAACAAGGGAAGAGCUACGAGACCCAUUGUCCCUCCCAAAGGCUUGCUGGGUGCAGAUCCACCGGCAGCCGAGCUUUUCACUGAGGAGCCAGUUCCCUAUGCACAAGGUGUUUGGGCACAAGUGGGCGAAGCCUGCGUGGUGAGCAUUUUGGAUCUCUUCGGCCACAACUGCCACUCGCGUAUGCUCAACAGCCGUGGUUCCCUGCACAGCCUUCUUGGGUCCACGAUUCGACCUCGCACUGGCCGCAUGACGCAUGUGAAGGAUGUGCUGCCGCAAGGAGUUGGCCUCACCCCAGAAGACAUCGCUGCCCGCGAACGCCCCUGCUGGCGCAGCGCUUGCGGCUGGGCCACCGCCACGAGCUCCGCCCCUGCGGCGCCGCCGCGCGGUGCCAGCCGCGAGGCGGCUGCGCCCGUGCCGCGGGCGUGGUCGGCUCAGACGUCGGAGCUGCGGAUUUGCGGCGCACGCGCCGUGCCACGCGCCGACGUGGCGAAGGAGGAGGUGGCUCCGCGUCCCGGCAGCGUGCUGCGACGGCGGCGGACCUUGUCGAGUGACCCGCGAAAGGCGCAUAGAGGUGAGUCAGCCAAAGUGCGGCCACCGGAAGUGAAGCUGACUGCUUUAGCGCACUGA
Molecule: messenger RNA, 2286 nt
Organism: Durusdinium trenchii
Lineage: Eukaryota; Dinophyceae; Suessiales; Symbiodiniaceae
Source: the annotation of a GenBank genome assembly